CCGCACAGAGACAGCGACGGUCAUGCGAACGGAGAUUAGCAUAUUUUGUGAAUCGACAACAACUGCAGGGUCCACUUUCGCUCAGUUAGUUGGCAAAUUUAGUUCAACCUAAAAGGGGGCGUCGUGCGUUUUUCGCGUGAACGAUCGAAUGCUUCAAACUUAUUGAUCGAAGAAUCGUGGUUCUUGUUUAAUUCGAUAUAACUGUGAAUUGCAAAAAUGGCCUCUCGCGUUUUGUCGUUUUCCAGCAGCCCGAAGCAUGCGGCUAAGUUUACGGAAUUACUCGCUCGAACGUUCUGCAGUGGCCCGAAAAAUGUGGGAUUCAUCGGUUUGGGUAACAUGGGCGGACCUAUGGCUAGUAACCUGAUGGCAAAGGGUCAUAAGCUACAUGUCUUCGAUAUCUCGGCGGACGCAAAAGAGGCAUUGAAGGCCAAGGGGGCAGUCACCUACGACAAUGUGUCGGACCUGUCCAAGGCUUCGGACUUCGUCAUCACAAUGUUACCGAACAACGAUAUUGUGGCGAACACCUAUGACACAAUUCUGUCCGGUGGCGUCAACACCAAGACAUUUUUCGUGGAUUCCAGUACUAUCGAUCCCAAUGUAGCCAAAGCCGUGCAGAAGAAAGUUAAAUCAGCUGGUGCGACCUUCGUGGACGCUCCCGUGUCAGGAGGUGUACCAGGGGCAAAAAAUGCCACGCUGACCUUUAUGGUAGGCGGUACCCAGGAGGAAUAUGACCGCGUGAAAAGAUUGCUUGAAGGCAUGGGUAAAAAGAUUACGCAUUGUGGAGGUUAUGGCAUGGGACAAGCCGCCAAGGUGUGCAACAACAUGAUGUUAGGUAUCUCGAUGUGUGGUCUAGCAGAGUGCAUGAACUUGGCCAUUAGACUCGGUUUGGACCCGAAGGUAUUCAGUGAUAUCAUCAACGCAUCCACUGGUCGUUGUUGGGCCUCUGAAAUCAACAACCCAGUGCCUGGAGUGAUUCCAACUGCUCCAGCAGCGAAUGCGUACGCAGGAGGUUUUGCCACGGGUCUGAUCACAAAGGAUCUAGGUAUAGCUUCGGCGGUGGCAACCACUUCCAACACGCCAAUUCCGUUAGGUGCCCUUACUCACCAGAUCUACCGCACGCUGAUGGCAAAAGGUUUGGCGAACAAGGAUUUCUCGGUGGUUUACGAUUUUAUUAAGAAUGAAGAUAAAGCCUAAGAGGUAUCGUGUGAUGGCCAGGGGUCGUUCUUUCAAAAAGCAAAACGUCUUCCAGAGAGUGCAUUUACUAUUUUAACGGACAUACAGAACAUAUAAACAUACAGACAUAGUUUUAUUUUCGAAGAACACCUUUUGUAAUACAAUGAUCCAUUUUUUCUUA
This is a messenger RNA of Toxorhynchites rutilus septentrionalis, 1354 nucleotides long. RefSeq names its product probable 3-hydroxyisobutyrate dehydrogenase, mitochondrial. The coding region runs from base 217 to 1194 and encodes 325 amino acids. Gene Ontology annotation, molecular function: NAD binding; NADP binding; 3-hydroxyisobutyrate dehydrogenase activity. Gene Ontology annotation, biological process: L-valine catabolic process. The transcript is spliced from 3 exons. Gene Ontology annotation, cellular component: mitochondrion. The record is from RefSeq and is a predicted model, not a curated record. NCBI's taxonomy places the organism in Eukaryota, Metazoa, Arthropoda, Insecta, Diptera, Culicidae.